Messenger RNA from Peniophora sp. CBMAI 1063, 1023 nucleotides. The record is from the annotation of a GenBank genome assembly. NCBI's taxonomy places the organism in Eukaryota, Fungi, Basidiomycota, Agaricomycetes, Russulales, Peniophoraceae.
AUGUCCGCCACAUCCUCCUCGCAGAUUGGUCCGAUUCUCAUCGGCACAGGUAUCAACUGGUUUCUCCUGGGCACGCUCUGCGUCCAGCUGUACUUUUUCGAAAACAACCAGAGUGCUAAGAAGGACAGAGGAUGGUUGCGCAUCAUAGUGCACAUAAUAGUCUGGAUCAAUGUUCUUGAGACUUGCCUCUGUGCACAUAUUCUCUGGUUCUUUGCAAUUUCCCAUUGGGGGGAUCCAGAACUUUUGAUAGGUCUAACUCCCUGGAGCUCAUUGGCCGUAGGUCCUCUGUCUAGUGUCGUCGCGGUGCUCGUCCAAUGCACAUACGCACGGCGCAUUUGGCAGAUCACAGAAAGCUUCGUAUUACGCGCGUUCUCUUGCGUGGCUACCGUGUUAUCCUUCACGCACUUUGGCGCUGUGGUAGCUUUUACCAUCUAUUCACAGAUUGGCACUGCACAAAGUACGGAGAAUGCGAUCAUCGUUGACCUUGUGACAAGUUUCGUCGCGGAUUUGCUCAUCGCAGUUUCUAUCUUCAUCCCGCUCUAUAAUGCCCGUGCACGGAGCUCUGCAUGGACGGACACACGGUCGCUGUACGAUCGCCUGAUAUUCGUCGUGAUAUCGACAGGCGUAUUGACUGCUACUAUGGCUGGUGUGACACUCGGGCUGUAUGUGCACAGUCCCAGUGGUAACGCUUGGGAAAUACCGGCAUUCUUCAUUUGUAAACUCUAUGCCAAUAGCUUCAUAGCGGCUCUCAAUGAUCGCUUCUUCCGUUCUGAAGAGCGCACAUACCACUCCAGUCAGAGCCUGCCGACGCACGGCAGCCUCCGUUCUGGCGGCCUGGCUACAAUCCACUUCUCCGACGACAGUAGUCGCAGCGAGGACACUGCAAUUGAUCUUCGACCACGCCGUUCAUCCGAUCUACGCGUGUCCACGGAGCAUCAUGUCACGGCGCCCGUGAUUGGUCGCUACGCGGGAAGUAUUGACGAAUCGGUGAUCAUCUCGGGAUCUAAGAAAGCCAAUCUCUAA